UUCAUUUACCUUCUUAUUUUCUCCUUGUAAAACUACAAAAACUCUUUUCCGUUGCCGCUCGGCUAAUAAUUUACAGGAGACAAUCUCGCUUAACCUUUUAUUUAUUAUCUGAACAGUUCAUCUUUCACACUCGUUUACAUCUUUCCAUUUCUUCCAUUCUCAAGUAACAAAACACAAUGAGCGCUGAACCUCAAUAUUCUCCUACUCACAGUAGUAGUAACGAUGAUACUUCACAACCUUCAGUAACUAAAACUUUGGCUGCUGAUAAUAAUGGUGAUUCAAAACAGUCAACUGUUGUAAAAACGCCGACACAAUCGGAAAACAGAAAAUCGCAAUCGGGAGGCGAUUCAACAACAUCGUCCUCCGCAUCAUCUUCACAAGCUUCACAACAAGAUGCAGAGUCUAAAGAUUUAGAAGACAAGGUCAAUUUGACCCUACUUUUAGUUUCUGGCAAAAGACAUACAUUUGCUUUUGAUCCCACCGAUACAAUAACAGUGGUUAAAAGUCGAGUUUUUAAUAAUUGGCCCAAAGAAUGGGCCGAUGAAACCCCUGUGGCGGUGUCAAGUUUGAAGAUCGUGUACCAAGGUCGAUUCUUGGAGGAUGGAACCACGCUUGAAACAAACAAGAUUCUACGUGGACAGACCACUAUUGUACAUUUGACUAUAAAAAAUGUGUCGCAACAUGACAAUGAUGGUCCUAAAUCUAAAGACGAAGCACCAAAAUGUCAUUGCAUAAUACUGUGAUAGGCUAUUGAAUACUUUCGAAAAUAAUUAUUAAAACUAUUAUAAUUUUUGAUAUUUUUUUUUGCAGUCAGCAU
This is a messenger RNA of Rhizophagus irregularis DAOM 181602=DAOM 197198, 817 nucleotides long. RefSeq lists its product as uncharacterized. The record is from RefSeq and is a predicted model, not a curated record. Gene Ontology annotation, molecular function: protein binding. Lineage: Eukaryota; Fungi; Glomeromycota; Glomeromycetes; Glomerales; Glomeraceae.